AUGGCGGGGGCGGGUAGUAUCGGCUAUACACAAACACACCGUCUCUACUCAACACUUCCUCCAAAUGCCCGCCUGAACAUCUCCACAGACUACGCUACAACCCCGCUCCUCGCCCACAGUUCCCAAUCUGCUCUACAGAACCCUGAACUCUCUCCCGAAGUACGGAAUGGAACUACAAAGCGAAUGAACCUCUUUCAAUCGAUCAACGAUGCUCUCUCCCUUUCUCUGGCUGAGGACGAUUCGGUUAUCCUCUUCGGCGAAGAUGUUGCUUUCGGUGGGGUCUUUCGAUGCAGUAUGAAGCUUGCGGAGAACUAUGGGAGUGAGAGAGUUUUCAAUACACCAUUGAGUGAACAGGGUAUUGUAGGAUUUGCGAUUGGUGCUGCUGCGGAAGGGAUGAAGGCUGUGGCUGAAAUUCAGUUUGCGGAUUAUGUGUAUCCGGCUUUUGAUCAAUUGGUUAAUGAAGCUGCGAAGUUCAGAUAUAGGGAUGGUACUGAGGGGAGACAUGUUGGAGGACUGACGGUUCGGAUGCCUUGUGGUGGUGUCGGGCAUGGAGCUCUGUGA
Messenger RNA from Lachnellula hyalina, 561 nucleotides. RefSeq names its product 2-oxoisovalerate dehydrogenase subunit beta, mitochondrial. Gene Ontology annotation, biological process: response to nutrient; branched-chain amino acid catabolic process. The record is from RefSeq and is a predicted model, not a curated record. The transcript has 2 exons. Lineage: Eukaryota; Fungi; Ascomycota; Leotiomycetes; Helotiales; Lachnaceae. Bases 1 to 561 code for a protein of 186 amino acids.